Molecule: messenger RNA, 918 nt
Organism: Helianthus annuus (common sunflower)
Lineage: Eukaryota; Viridiplantae; Streptophyta; Magnoliopsida; Asterales; Asteraceae
Product: cold shock domain-containing protein 3-like
Exons: 1
Coding region: 1-918 (305 amino acids)
Molecular function (GO): nucleic acid binding; zinc ion binding
Source: RefSeq, a predicted model, not a curated record
AUGGAAUCAGCUCCGCCAACAGCUAUCGAUGUAAUCGAAUUAAGCAUGGCACUCAGUAAAGGAGCGGUUAAGCCUUCAAACCCUGACGAGAAGAAGGAAACACAGGUAGAAUCAUCCGGAAAGACCAAAAGGAAGCUCACGGACUCCCAGGAGGAUACCCGAACGAAUGACGAGAACAAAGCCAAAAAGAAAAAGGAAUACAUGGGCGUCCUACCUAAGUGCGAUAACUGCCCAUUUCAUCACGCUGGGCCAUGUAGGGAUGGAAGAAGUAAUGUCUGCGACCAAGUAGGGCAUGUCAAGGAGACGUGUCAGAAUGGUACGGGACAUGGAAACGAAGGUCAAGAUGGUGAUGGAAAUCACGAAGGAAACAACGGCAACAAUGACUAUCGAAAUAGGGCCAAUGAUGAACAAAAACAUAUUCGAGGUUGUUUUGACUAUGGGGACAAAGGACAUUUCAAGAAAGAUUGCCCUAAUAAUAAUCAAGCCGAUGAUAAGAUUUACUUGGGAACUAAGCCGAAAUGUGAAAAGUGCAAGUUUCACCAUGAAGGUCGGUGCAAGAAGCCUAAGUGCGGUAGAUGUGGAAAGUGGGGACACAACAAGGAUGCCUGUUGGGCAAAGAGUCCCAUAAAAGGAGGAAGUGGUGACAACUACCAAGGCAGAAAUAAUAAUGAUAAGGUUCCGGGCUGCUAUAGAUGUAGAAACGUGGGGCACUUUAGAAAAGAUUGCCCAAGGAGAAGUAACCAAGACCGUGAAGGAGCCUCCAACAUCAGAACUCGUGAAGCACGCCAGGAUCCAGAUGUGGUUGCUGGUACGUUCUCUGUCAACCAAAAUUUUGCAUCUAUGUUAUUUGAUACCAGUGCCGACCAUGGCUUCGUAUCUCAUGAAUUUAAGAAUAUACUUGGUUUAGUAAAAGGAUAA